This is a messenger RNA of Exophiala aquamarina CBS 119918, 1344 nucleotides long. RefSeq lists its product as uncharacterized. The coding region runs from base 1 to 1344 and encodes 447 amino acids. Gene Ontology annotation, molecular function: rRNA binding. The transcript is spliced from 2 exons. Gene Ontology annotation, biological process: ribosomal large subunit assembly; rRNA processing. Lineage: Eukaryota; Fungi; Ascomycota; Eurotiomycetes; Chaetothyriales; Herpotrichiellaceae. The record is from RefSeq and is a predicted model, not a curated record. Gene Ontology annotation, cellular component: preribosome, large subunit precursor.
AUGGCAAGACCUAGAAAAAAGAAGAGGACUCAUCUUUCAAUUGACGAUGGUGCGGGAAAGCCCAGUCGAGCCAAUCGGCCGCCCAGAAGUAUGGUCAUUCGCAUGGGCGCAGGUGACAUUGGCCCCAGCGUCACACAGCUGGCAAAGGAUUUCCGCGCUGUGAUGGAACCUGAUACAGCGAGCAGGCUGAAGGAGCGAAAAGCCAACAAACUCAAAGACUACACCGCCAUGGCUGGUCCUCUGGGUGUCACACAUCUCUUUCUAUUCUCACGGUCGAAAAACGGCAAUGUACAUCUGCGGGUUGCGCUGGCUCCCCGCGGCCCGACGAUAACAUUCCGCCUCGAUCGAUAUGCAUUAGCAAAAGACAUUGCAAAGGCACAAAAACAUCCGCGAGGAGGCGGCAAGGAAUACCAAACUCCGCCUUUGUUGGUGAUGAAUAAUUUCGCGUCUCAGACCGCCACGGAUGCUGGUGCAGAUCCGAUCAAAAAGCAGCUCGAGUCCUUAACCACCACGGUAUUCCAAUCGAUGUUUCCCCCAAUCAACCCGCAAAGCACACCGCUAAAUUCCAUACGGAGGAUAUUGCUGUUGAACCGUGAGUUGCAUUCAGAUGGGACAUACGUUCUCAGUCUACGGCACUAUGCGAUCACGACAAGAAAGACAGGGGUGUCAAAGCGAGUCAGGAGAUUCGACGCAACAGAGCAGCGGCUGCGAGAAAAAAAGACCGGGGCGCUGCCCAAUCUCGGCAAGCUAAACGACGUGGCAGACUACAUUCUCGAUCCUACAGCCGGAGGCUAUACUUCUGCCAGCGAAACAGAACUCGACACCGAUAAUGAGGUAGAAGUUAUGGAGACGACGACCCAGCGAGUAUUGAGCAAGCGUGAGCAGCAGAAGCUCGCAGAUAAUGGGAACAAGAAAGCGCGAAAAGCGGAGCAGAGCUCGAAUGUUGAGAAAAGAGCUGUGAAACUGGUUGAACUGGGCCCGCGGAUGCGAUUAAGGAUGGUCAAAGUCGAAGAAGGCGUGUGUGAAGGCAGAGUCAUGUGGAAUGAGUACGUCACCAAGUCUAAAGCAGAGGAAAAGGCGCUGGAAGAGAAAUGGGAGGUGAGGAGAAAAGAAAAGGAGGCCAGGAAGAAAGUACAGAGAGAGAACGUGGAGAGGAAGAAGGAGUUGAAGAAGAACACGAAGAAGAAUACCGGGAACGAGGGUGAGGAGGAAAGUGAAGAGGAAUGGGAUAGUGACGACCUAGAGAAUUGGGAUGUUGACGAUGACGUUGACGACGAGGAUGAAGCUGAGGUCGUUGGGGAUAUCGAGGAGCCUGCUGAUGGAAACGAUGAGAUGCAAGAUUGA